Messenger RNA from Alosa alosa (allis shad), 1962 nucleotides. It is a transcript of the gene fto, whose product is annotated as FTO alpha-ketoglutarate dependent dioxygenase. The record is from RefSeq and is a predicted model, not a curated record. Gene Ontology annotation, molecular function: mRNA N6-methyladenosine dioxygenase activity; broad specificity oxidative DNA demethylase activity; ferrous iron binding. Bases 1 to 1962 code for a protein of 653 amino acids. NCBI's taxonomy places the organism in Eukaryota, Metazoa, Chordata, Actinopteri, Clupeiformes, Clupeidae. The transcript is spliced from 15 exons. Gene Ontology annotation, biological process: RNA repair; regulation of multicellular organism growth; DNA alkylation repair.
AUGGUGAAACGCUUCCUCCUCACUGUGUCUGGAAGUGAUCCCAAGGAGGGAGUGAUUGUUCAUGUCGAGCGCAAAAACGUCACCGUAAGAAAACUACAAGUCCCAAGACCACUCUUGGUGAAAGCGAGGCUGUGUAAACACUAUUCCAGGAACAUGAAAAGAUCGGAUGACAGUGAGAGGGAGAAGAGAAGAAAGAGGCGUAGGCUCCUCCAGGAGCUGGGGGACCAGAGGAUCCCCUUCCUCUCGCCCUCUGACCCUGGCUUCCAGCAGCUGUGGGACUCCAGCUACUCUGGGCUGGCCCUGCGUCCAUCGCUCGCCCUCCCCGACGGCCUCCACGAGCGCGUGCAGCAGGCCCUGUGCACUCUCCGGCGUCGCGGCUGUCUGCUGAGGGACCUGGUGCGCGUGCGCGACCGCGACGUCUUCACCGCCGUCUCCCGCGCCCUCCUGGGCCAGCCGGGCCACACCUACCGCUACUGGAUGAGCGCCUCGCCAUCCAUCCCUGCAGCGCGGGCCCUUGGGGAGUCCUGCUGCGAUGCCGACCUGCGUUCCGCCUGCCGGGCAUUGUGGGAGCUCAACCGCUUCUUCAACCAGGACGUCCAGAAGGAACAGGAGGCCCGCUGCCACAGAAAAGACUGCAGGAAGGGCCCGCGGAGCAACGAGUUGUGGCGAGACAAAGGCAAGGGCGUCGCUGACCAGGGGGAAGGGACCGGCGAGGGCACGUGCGGAACGAGCGCGAGCAUAAAGGAAGGGAAAGAGGGAGAAGAAAUGGAGAAGAAAGAGCAGAAGGAGGAGGAGGAGGAGGAGGAGGAGGACGAGGAGGAGGAAGAGGAGGAUGCAAAAGAGUGUGCGACAAUCAGCCUUGAGGCCGGGCGGCGAGGCAGGGAUGCUGGGAAGGACACCCAGGCGGGGGCUGGCCCGGUCGUGCAGGCUCCUGGGGCAACAGCGGGGCUGGGGGCCUUGAGCUCGCCUCGCUCACUCCAUUACCGCUGCCGCACCGCGCCGCUGCACCCGGAGCUCCCAGAGACCUGGCUCCCAGCCCGCGAGGAGCCUCUAUUCCCCAGCUGGGGCCUGGGCUCAGCGCGGGAGUCGGAGGCGGCCGAGGCAGGGGAUGCUGGGAAGGACACCCAGAGCGGGGGCUCGGCCGAGUCGUGCAGCGCCGAGGCUCCUGGGAGCAGCAGCGAGACUGGGGACAGCCAGGCUGACUCCGUCAGCCAGGUGGGGGACGGUGCCGGUGGUGGUGGCGGGAAGAAACAGGCCUGCUGGAGGGUGGGGCUGAAGGUGGCCUGGGACAUCCACACCCCGGGCCUUGCCCUGCCCCUGCAGUCUGGAGACUGCUACUACAUGACUGAUGAUCUGAACCGGACACACCAGCACUGUGUUUUGGCCGGAGACACAGCCCGAUUCAGCUCCACACACCGAGUGGCCCAGUGCUCCACAGGCACGUUGGACUACAUCCAGAGGCGUUGCGCGGAGGCCCUGCACAACCUGAAGGUUGACCCCGACACGGGCACCAAGAGCCUGCACUCGCUCCUCCCCAGCACCCUGGAGCACUGCGAGGAGAUCCACAACGAGGUGGAGUUUGAGUGGCUGAGGCAGUACUGGUUCCAGGGCCGACGCUACGCCCGCUUCUGCAGCUGGUGGAGUCAACCCAUGGAGCAGCUGGAGAGGGACUGGAGGCAGAUGGAGGUCAUGACUCAUCUGCUGCUGGGCGUGGUGGAGGAUGAGAGCACCGCACAAGAGGGCAGGAGGGAGAUGGCCGACACCCUGCUCAACGCCCUCACUGACCGACAGCAGCACAGACAGACAUGGAGAGACCGGUGCCAGUCCAGUCUUGCCCAGACGCUGCCCCCCGAGGAGGCCCCCGUGGACCGCCCCUACUGGGACUCCGAUGACCCCGAGAUGCUCCUGCCCUUUGACCUGGCUGACAUCAUCAACCGGGUGGAGUCACUUCUAUGGAGGUGA